AUGCUCAGGGAGCACGACAGAGGCCGCAUGGGAAUCUUCUCCUCACUCAACGAGGAUGUCCUCGAUUCGAUUGUCUCCCGUCUGCGGUUCCGCGACGCGCUCCGACUCUCAGAAACAUGCCAGAGCCUCCAUCGCGUAUCCACAGACAACGCCAUCUCUGAUGUCUAUCUCACCCAUCCUGGCCAACUGGAUCGUUUCUGCGCCUACAUGCUCGCCGAUGCGCAGAAACGCUUGCCGCGCCUGCGGCGACUCGAGAUCAUCGCGCAGGCUCUGGGAAUACCGGAUCCCGACGCCGGUUGGAGUAGCACUGUAGUGCGCAGCGAGCAUCUCGUGGAUGUCCUGAAGGGGGCUUCGAACCUGCAGUACCUGGACAUCGAGUGUAUCCAAUCGCUGCUGAACGCCAUUCCCUGCCUAUCCUCCGUACUGCGCACAGCCGCGUUUCGUUCUGAGUCUGCUGGGCACGUGGAGGAUUUCCUACCUCGGGGCUCAACUCAUCUUCAUACGCUAAUACUCACCGGUUGCGGGUGCGAGUAUGACUUCGCGUUGCCAUUGCGCCGUAUUGCCCUGGGGUAUCUCAGCUCUUUCUCUCAGCUCACACGGUUCGAGUGUUCGACACCAGAUGCCUUGGAUUUCGAGCACCCCGUUACGCUGUCCUCUGUCACUCGACUCGCUAUCGGCUGGGGGAGCGAUGCAUCGCUGAUCCACAUCGUCAGCACCUUUCCAAAUGUACGCAGCCUGUACAUCACACUCGUCAGCUGGAGGUACAGGGGCACUCUGAGACUUGGGGACACCCUUACUGCGGGCCAAAACACAGGCUUUAAAUGCUGGAAACAUCUGGAUGAACUACGUGGCACCACAACGAACUUGGCUGGCCACAUACGUUGUCCUGUCAGAGCGUUGCACCUGUUAACUUCUACCACUGUCGAGAACUUCCGGAACGAAUCGGACUCGGUCAAACACAGUGCAGUGCCAAUCGUUGCAACAUCCCCGCUCUGGCUGUCUCUUUCCACGUUCACGGAGCCUUCUACACAACUCUGGCGAUGGCUUGGAUCGAAUGCUCCGAGAUUGAGGUUCCUUGACGUCCGUCUAUCUGAUGCGGGAAUCGGGUCCUCCAUGGACUCUUGGAUAGAGGACGUACCGCCAGCUCUCCACUCAUCGCGCCUAGUCUGCAUGCGUCUUCGCAUCACUGACACCUGCCAUGCCAUGCCCGGAUUUCUCGAUAUGGACAUGCCAGACAUCGAAGAGGAGGACAUCAUGAAUGCUCUACCUAUCCGACUUGCCAAGUCGAUUCCGUCUCUCCGAUAUUUCGGUGUCGGUGUCGGCGACAAGUCAUACGACGUGUAUGCUAGGUCGUGGCGUUUUGUUGGGAAGACGUCGUGGUGGCGCGUCUUGCGCAGCGAGCGAGACGAUGUGCGGAUCGAACCUAUCUCAGCUGAUGUCGGCGAGAGGAUCAUCGCGUACAUCGACUCCGCUGAGUUUGAGCUUUCGUUGGAAUUUGACGACUCCCGCUUCAAAUCGAUUUAA
This is a messenger RNA of Fomitopsis serialis, 1524 nucleotides long. RefSeq lists its product as uncharacterized. Lineage: Eukaryota; Fungi; Basidiomycota; Agaricomycetes; Polyporales; Fomitopsidaceae. The record is from RefSeq and is a predicted model, not a curated record. The transcript is spliced from 3 exons. Gene Ontology annotation, molecular function: protein binding. The coding region runs from base 1 to 1524 and encodes 507 amino acids.